This is a messenger RNA of Penicillium longicatenatum, 1062 nucleotides long. RefSeq lists its product as uncharacterized. Lineage: Eukaryota; Fungi; Ascomycota; Eurotiomycetes; Eurotiales; Aspergillaceae. Gene Ontology annotation, cellular component: membrane. The record is from RefSeq and is a predicted model, not a curated record. The transcript is spliced from 2 exons. Bases 1 to 1062 code for a protein of 353 amino acids.
AUGAGUUCCCAUACAGAUGACCCGGUCAGCUACUAUCUAUACAAGCCCAGCCAUGUAUUACCUGCGGUGUUCGCCGCAAUUGUGGGCGUUUCAAUGCUGUUGCACGUUUUCCAGAACUUUCACUAUAGAUUCUGGAGAGUCACAUUUUUUAUCGCGUGGGGAGGAGUCCUUUUCACGACUGGUUGGAUUCUCAGAUGUAUCUCCAGCUACCACCCCGGCAACCUGGACCUCUACAUCGCCCAAUCGGUUUUCAUCUACUUAGCACCACCUGUCUACUCAGCCGCUGCAUACAAUAUUGUUGGUCGACUCAUGAAUUACGCUCCCAUGCAUACCGUCCUCAAUCCCGAUCGCGUUCUUAUAUUCUUUAUCUAUGUCGGUGCCGCAGUCGAGAGCAUCACAGUUGCAGGUGCGGCUAGAAAUGCCGCAGCAGGCUCCGAUCUAAGCAAAUACAAAUCCGGUGGGAUUCUCAUCGCCGCAGGACUCGUUCUCCAGGCUGUGGUAGAAUGUCUAGUCGUUUUCAUCGUCGCAACCUUCCACAAGCGCGCUUCACGGGCUGGAAAAGUCCCACGCAAUAUUCGGACUCUCUGCUUUACUCUGUACGGUACUUCGACCUUCGUCUUGCUGCGCUGUAUCUGCCGUGCCGUCGAGGCAUUUGAGAUGUUCGGAAACCUGGGCUGCCGCGAGAAUUGUGGGCCUAUUCUCAGCAAUGAAUGGUAUCUAUAUGCGUUUGAGCUUGGGCCAAUGUUGAUUUUCACUUAUUGGCUUAAUAUCCUGCAUCCUGGUCGAUUUUUGCCGAGGGAAAAGAGCCGGUAUCUCGAUACUGAUCAGUCUACUGAGCGCUAUGGACCUGGUUGGAUUGAUCGCCGGCCCAGAUGGGAAACUUUUGUUGAUCCGCUUGACGUUGAAGGUAUGAUCAAGGGCCAUCCUUCUCAUGAUCCGUAUUGGAUGAGACCUGAGGACUGGCCGAUUUGUCAAGAUGGCAGUUUCGCGGAGGGGACUGCUUCCAACAAAAGGACAAGGACUGAGAGUAGAGAAGCUACUGUUAAAGCCCCUGAAGUUUAA